ACAUAGGCUACAUGUAAUGCUUUAAUUUAUCUCAUGUGACUUCCACACAUCAAAGUUACAGUAUGUAAUAAUCCGUCCAUUCGGUUCAAUCAAAUUAAUGUAUCGAGCUGAGAUUUUCCUCGCGUUAGCGCAAAUGUUUUGAAGUCUAUUCAACCGUGACAGCUCAAAGAGAUCAGGCGUAAUCUGCGAGUGAACGCGCAUCCGUGCGCGAGCACAGCUUUCAGAACCAAGGACAGCGGCGCUCACAGAGCAUCAGGUCACCCGGACCCGCUGCGUACGUGAGAAACCGCGACUGUGAUUUAAUCACGGCAACAACUGAAGUGGCUUUUUCAACACAGACGACUUAAGCAAUAAUACAAAACUUGAUUUUCGCACGCUCACCUGCAUGGGAAAGAGAGAGAGAAAAUCUGUCAGACUAUCAACAGGAGCGAGCAUCAUUUCUACAAAGGCGUGUUGACAUGGGUUUCCAGCAAAUGAAGGCGUUUAAUGAUCAGUCUCGAUGAAUUAAGAGCAUUCCUCAGCAGAGUAGAUUGACGUGAUUACAUUCCAGUGCUACUGGAGAGGACGACAUCCGACUAAUCCACAGACAUCGACACGCAUCCUUAACGGGGCGCUCGGAUUGACUCCUCUGCGAUCCGGGGCAAAAUGCGUCUGGUUCUGCUCGCCUUUCUCAUCUCGUGCUCCUGUGCGAGAGGUGGAUGCGAACCGAAGACUGUGAAUAUCGGGGCUGUCCUGAGCCAGAAGAGAUAUGAACAAGUGUUCAAAGACGCUGUCACUCAAGCCAACAGUAUAUACGGCAAAGAUAAGUUCAAGAUGAACGCUAUUUCAGUCACUCAUAAACCAAAUGCGAUCCAGAUGGCACUGUCCGUUUGUGAAGACCUCAUCUCCAACCAGGUUUAUGCGAUCUUGGUGAGCCACCCGCCCCAGUCCAAUGACCAUCUGACCCCCACACCAGUGUCCUACACAGCAGGUUUUUACCGUAUACCAGUGGUGGGCCUCACAACACGCAUGUCCAUCUAUUCAGAUAAGAGUAUCCACCUCUCUUUCCUGCGCACGGUACCUCCCUACUCUCACCAAGCCCAGGUGUGGUUCGACAUGAUGCGCGAGUUCCAGUGGAAUCACAUCAUUCUGAUUGUGAGCGACGACCACGAGGGAAGAGCCGCACAGAAAAGACUGGAAACCCUGCUGGAGGAGAGGGAGACGAAGAAUAAAAACAGGAACUAUGAAAACCUCGACCAACUGUCCUUUGACAACAAGCGAGGACCCAAGGCAGAGAAAGUGCUCCUGUUCAGUCAAGACACAAAUCUGACGGCUCUGCUCCAGGAAGCCAAGGAGCUGGAGGCUCGAGUUAUCAUCCUGUCCUCGAGUGAAGACGAGGCGGCGGCCAUUUACAAAGCGGCGCGCCAGCUCAACAUGACAGGCUCUGGUUACGUGUGGUUGGUUGGAGAAAGGGAGAUGUCUGGUAAAGCAUUGAGUGAAGCCCCAGAUGGCUUGCUCGGCCUUCAGCUUAUCAAUGGCAAGAACGAGUCUGCGCACAUCUACGACGCCGUGGCUGUGGUGGCCCAGUCCAUCCAGGAGCUCUUUGAGAAGGAGAAUAUCACAGAGCCUCCACGAGGUUGUGUUGGCAAUACAAACAUCUGGAAGACUGGCCCACUCUUUAAACGAGUUCUGAUGUCAUCCAAGUAUCCAGAUGGCCUGACAGGCCGCGUGGAGUUCAAUGAUGACGGAGACAGGAGGUUCGCCCACUACAGCAUUCUGAACUACCAGAAAACCAGACUGGUGCAAGUGGGCGUCUACAAUGGCUCGCAAGUUGUAAUGAACACGCAAAGGAAGAUUAUCUGGCCGGGAGGAGAAACUGAAAAGCCGAAAGGCUAUCAGAUGUCAACCAGAUUAAAGAUUGUCACCAUUCAUCAAGAGCCCUUUGUCUAUGUGAAACCGACUCUACGUGAUGGAACUUGUAAGGAAGAAUACACAGUAAAUGGAGUCCUGAUCAAAAAAGUGAUCUGCACUGGCCCUAAUGAGACCAUUCCAGGUCGCCCAAUAGUACCUCAGUGCUGCUAUGGGUUCUGCAUUGACCUCUUGAUCAAACUUGCCAUGACAAUGAACUUCACCUAUGAGGUGCAUCUAGUGGCUGAUGGAAAAUUUGGCACUCAGGAGCGGGUAAAUAACAGCAACAAGAAGGAGUGGAAUGGCAUGAUGGGAGAACUCCUGAGUGGUUUGGCAGACAUGAUCGUGGCUCCACUUACAAUUAACAAUGAACGAGCCCAGUACAUCGAGUUCUCGAAACCGUUCAAGUACCAGGGGCUUACAAUCCUUGUCAAAAAGGAAAUUCCACGCAGUACACUGGACUCGUUCAUGCAGCCCUUUCAGAGCACUCUGUGGUUACUGGUGGGUCUAUCGGUCCAUGUUGUGGCGGUGAUGCUCUACCUAUUAGACCGUUUCAGCCCAUUUGGAAGGUUUAAAGUAAAUAGUGAAGAGGAGGAAGAAGAUGCCCUCACCUUAUCUUCUGCGAUGUGGUUCUCCUGGGGCGUGCUACUGAACUCCGGCAUUGGAGAAGGUGCCCCGCGGAGCUUUUCGGCGAGGAUUUUAGGUAUGGUGUGGGCUGGUUUCGCUAUGAUUAUAGUUGCAUCUUAUACUGCCAAUUUGGCAGCCUUCCUAGUGCUGGAUCGGCCUGAGGAGCGCAUUACCGGCAUCAACGACCCUAGGCUGCGAAACCCAUCAGACAAAUUCAUCUACGCCACAGUGAAGCAGAGCUCUGUGGACAUUUACUUCCGGCGCCAGGUUGAGCUGAGCACAAUGUACCGCCACAUGGAAAAGCACAACUACGAGAGCGCCGCGGAAGCCAUCCAGGCCGUGCGAGACAACAAACUCCACGCGUUUAUAUGGGAUUCAGCCGUGUUGGAGUUUGAGGCCUCGCAAAAAUGCGACCUGGUCACCACAGGUGAGCUGUUCUUCCGCUCUGGAUUCGGUAUUGGCAUGCGUAAAGACAGCCCAUGGAAGCAAAAUGUCUCGCUGGCCAUUCUCAGUUCCCAUGAGAAUGGCUUUAUGGAGGACUUGGAUAAAACUUGGGUCCGCUAUCAAGAGUGUGACUCCAGAAGCAAUGCACCGGCCACGCUCACUUUUGAGAAUAUGGCAGGCGUGUUUAUGUUGGUGGCUGGUGGCAUCGUUGCCGGGAUCUUCCUCAUCUUCAUCGAAAUCGCCUAUAAGCGACACAAGGACGCUCGUAGGAAGCAGAUGCAGCUGGCCUUUGCAGCGGUUAAUGUCUGGAGGAAGAACCUACAGGAUAGGAAAAGUGGUAGAGCAGAGCCCGACCCCAAAACGAAAGCCUCUUUUAGGUCCAUCAGUACCAACCUGGCCUCCAACAUCAAGAGACGUAGGUCGUCCAAAGACACGCCAUAUCCCACGGAUAUAACCGGCCAGCUCAACCUUUCAGACCCAUCAGUGAGCACAGUGGUGUGAAAGUGAACAGAGGAGAGAGAGAGAAUUUGACAGGCAGAAAGAGAGAGAGACUUGCAGGCUGGAAGGCAGGAGCAUCGGGCUGGUUGGCUCUGAAACAGACCUGCUGUUCCAUAGCUGCUGCUUCGUCCCCACCUGAGCCAACAGCACCUUCAUUCGAGCAAAAACCCUCAGCAUACAUGUAUACAGACUGGACAUGAAACUCUUAUGGACACACUGUGCCAAAAUGGAGCAAAUUCGCACUGCCACACGGUUCAUCUUACCCCGACCAAUAAACACACACACAGACAAAAACAUACAGUACACACACAAAGUGCUUCACUUUUUAGAAUCUUUUGCAAAUAUACGAAUACGUUUUGUGUAAUAUGUAAAUAUACAUUCUGAGUUCUGUUACGCCACAUUGGGUCAGCAUCAGACUAAAUAAUGAUCUGUUUAUUUUUACAUUUUAAUAAUGCAGAUAUAAUUAUGUUACAUACAUAUGCAUUAUGUCAUUCUACCUCCACCUAAGAUAUAUGUAGCUUAUCUCAACACUGAAUUUUGGUAGUUGUGGUGCUUUCUCAUUUGAAAGGCAAAUUGUUAGAGCAAACGUAUAAAUAUAAACUCAUCGUGUAUUUAGAUUAGACAAUGGAAAGGGUAGGUUGGAACUAUAAAUAAUACUGUAAGUUUAAACUUGGCACAUUUUGAUCAUUGUUGCACUUUUCUGUACACAUUUCCUCUCUCUUUACUGCCGUUACAAAACACACAUGCCUGAAGUGGUCGAACAUACUGUGGAUUUUUGACGUACGAUCUUUUUUCUCUACUUAAUUUAUUCUUCUGUUUAGAUUUUUACCUUUUGUAAAAAGCAAAUGACUCGUUUUUUGAAUGACAAAUAUCUGGAAAUUGGCAGAUAAUAUGGGGUCAAUCAAGCCAGGGGCUAUAUGUAGCACAUCUGACCUUGUUUAUCCACAAACCUUUCUUGUAAAACUGUAAAAAAAUCAAGCAGGAUUACUGGGUAAUGCUAAAGAGUGGCGUAGAUGUAAUGAAGCAGAUAUUAUUACAGGAUCUUUGGAGCGGUGUUACGGUUUCACCUGCUUAAAAUUCCCUGUAAUAAUUUUUGUGUCAUUGUGUAAAGUUGGUAGCAUCCUCCAGCUACCAAGGGAACCUUUCUUUGCAUUAUAUAUAUUUCAUUAUGUCAUCAUAUGAUAUAUAGCAGUAGUUUAUUUUGUCUGUAUGUAAUAAUAACACUAGAUGUAAUUUCCAUUGUUUGUUGUCCUAUCAGCGUUUACUCUGUGGGCUAGUUACAUGGAUAAUUGAUAAAGCCGUUGUCUAUUUCGGUGGACCUUUAAAAGCAUAAUGACCAAUAGGUAAAUAAAAGCUUUGGAACACUAUGUCAUAAGCAAUCAAUUGCAAGGUUUGGUAACUAUUGUGAAAGAUAUAGAAUGUUAUCUAUCAUACUGUAACUGUUAUUAGUUUUAUAAGGAAAUCAAUAUAAAGAUAUGUUUAAAAGAAAAGUGGAGAAGUUUUUGUUGACAAUAUUAUUCUGUUCGGUUGGGUUCAAUAAAAUGUCCAAUGUUACUGUGAACUGCUUUAUGUAAAAGUCAAUCAUGUUAUGAAAUGCAUAUCUGCAAAUUCUUUGUAGAUUCAUAAAUAACAAAUACGACCCAAACAGAAAAAUAUAUAUUGUAAACACUGCUAUGUGCCAUAAUGUAAAACAAGUAUUUUCAUAUAAUUGGAAUUUUAAGAUUUCAAACAUUAAGUGUGCACGAUGCACGAUGUACACCAAGAAUGGUGUUGUUUGGUUGGGAUGAAGGUCAAUUUAAAGACAAAGUUGGCUUGAGCACCUUUUCAACAAACAAAGCAAUGUAACCAGGGGCCCGUUUCAGAAAGGAGGUUUAGUGAAAACUCUGAGUAAAUUAACCCUGAAAGAAUGUGAGGUAUGUCAAACCCGAGAAAGCGGGGUAACUCAAGCCCGUUUCUAAAGGAGAGGUAACUUAUACUCAGAGUCAGUAACCAUAGCAACUUGUGAACCUAACCUGGUCGGGAGCAGGUUUUCUUUGGUAAACCCAGAGUUUAUUUCGAUUUCCUCCCCCUUUUAAAGCGCAAGUGGUGUAACUCAUUCAUUCAUUCAUUAAUACAGUCAUUCAUGGCACACAUUUUGAUCACACAGAGACCAUCUCAGUGACUUAUAUGUCAUAUGUGCUUUUAUAGAGGAUUCAUGAAGAGGCUGCAUUAAUUCAUUGGGAUGUACUUUGAUUUCAGGAGAUCAAUUUAGGACCCGAGUGGAAUUUUGUCAUUUCCCUGUGCAUUUUUAUUAAAACUGUACCGUUUUUCUUUACAGUGAAUUAGAUAUAUCAAAAUAUAUCUCAUCCAUCCUUACAUCAAUAACAUCAGCCACCGUACGUGUAUUACAUCAGAGCAUGAUUUUCUAUGGAUGAUGAGAAAUGAUUUAAUAAAGUGUAUAAUAAAGUGCAUGAAUAAAGAAAUUAAUAAAUGCAGACAUGCAUGAAGCGAUAAAGGUAAUAAAUAAACAAGUCAUUUCGAUGUGCAGCCAUUCCAACUAAAAUCUGCUCAGAGCAAGGUUCGAACCGGCAAUCAGUCUAAUUUUGCACGAGAGUCUGACGCCCUACAGGUGUCCUAUACACCAUGACGUAUUAUUCUCGUAACUAGAGCACUCAUGGCGAGUGAGAACAUACGAUUUUUUUAUUAUUUCUGUUGUUUCAUUCAUUUAAUGAUUCAUUUGUAUGUUUACUGGUACAUUUAUCAAUUUAUUAAUUUAAACUUAAGUCAUUUUCAGGACAUCAGUAAAUCCACUGUAUCUGCAGAGCGGAAAGUGUGCCUCACUCUCAAGUGCUUUCUGCCGCCAUGUUGCUUUGUUUGGUGCCGUUGCCAUGGUGACUCGUAAUAUCGGAGCUCCAUUGAUGAUGGCUUUUUAUAGUCGUGGUGCACGCGCUUAACCCAGGGUAAGCCUACCCAGAGUAAAUUGAACUAACUCAAAUCAGCUGUUCUGAAACCAAAAACUCAAAGUUUCUCAUUUCUAAGUAAACCAACUCCGAGUUCAAGGUUUAACCUAGGGUUGGUUGAACCUCCUUAUUGAAACGGGCCCCAUGCCUGUUCACUGUUGUAUACAAACAAACUUUAUUUAUUUAAAAUAUUGUAAGGUGGUUUAAAUCUGCUUUGACCAUGUUUUCUACCACCAAGCGUGCUUUUGAUGUUCCACCAAUACUGUCUGUGACAAAAGCUGAAUGGAAACAAAGCUACAUGUUUAAAAAUGUAUAACUGCUAUACUCCAGUGUGCCAAUAAAAUAUAUAUCAAAUGGAAAAAUGAAAUCUGGAUCACUUUUAUGUUUAA
Triplophysa rosa is the source of this 6784-nucleotide messenger RNA. RefSeq names its product glutamate receptor, ionotropic, N-methyl D-aspartate 1b (gene grin1b). The record is from RefSeq and is a predicted model, not a curated record. NCBI's taxonomy places the organism in Eukaryota, Metazoa, Chordata, Actinopteri, Cypriniformes, Nemacheilidae. The transcript has 21 exons. The coding region runs from base 646 to 3459 and encodes 937 amino acids. Gene Ontology annotation, molecular function: NMDA glutamate receptor activity. Gene Ontology annotation, cellular component: neuron projection; plasma membrane; synapse. Gene Ontology annotation, biological process: chemical synaptic transmission; monoatomic ion transport; ionotropic glutamate receptor signaling pathway.